UUUGUUCAAAACUGUCCGGGGUCAAGAAGAAGCUGCGCAGGGGCACGAAGUAUCCCUCCAGCAGCCCCAUGAUCAGCACCAGGACUGCUCUGAAAACCCCCUCCGCCUCCCACGAUGAGCUCCUUGACUUCUCGGCUGCUGCUGCUGUUCCUCUGUGCAUUUCCAUUUGAAGAGACAGUGGAGAAAUUCACCCCUCUUCAGAACCCCAGAUUUUCAGGAAGGCGGUCUCGGCAGCUAGCCAGCCUGUGGGAGCAGACCCCGGGCCUGUGGGAACCUGUCCGGGAGCGGACUCGGGGCCAGUGGGAGCGGACCCCGGGCAAGUGGGAACGGACCCCUCCGUAUCUGGACAAGAAGCCGGGGCCAGAGGCAGCUGAACAGAUGGCCAGGUUGGCCCUGCUUUGCCCGGCCGAGGAGUCCCCCAGCCAGGUGUGGCGAGGGCUCUGCCCCACCCAGAACCAGCUGGUGACGGACCCCCAGGGCAGCGUGCUGGUAGAGCAGGAGAAGGACCUGUCCGCUUACAACGGGAAUUCCUUCGGCUUGCGCUACGGGAAGCGGCACGCGGGCGUACUCAAGGCUCGGCUGAAGAUCUGGUAGAGGCCAGCAGGUUGGGACGA
Molecule: messenger RNA, 614 nt
Organism: Tachyglossus aculeatus (Australian echidna)
Lineage: Eukaryota; Metazoa; Chordata; Mammalia; Monotremata; Tachyglossidae
Gene: KISS1
Product: KiSS-1 metastasis suppressor
Exons: 3
Coding region: 115-594 (159 amino acids)
Biological process (GO): positive regulation of cytosolic calcium ion concentration; G protein-coupled receptor signaling pathway
Cellular component (GO): neuron projection
Molecular function (GO): kisspeptin receptor binding
Source: RefSeq, a predicted model, not a curated record